This is a messenger RNA of Sarcophilus harrisii (Tasmanian devil), 3005 nucleotides long. It is a transcript of the gene SYT13, whose product is annotated as synaptotagmin 13. Gene Ontology annotation, biological process: cellular response to calcium ion; regulation of calcium ion-dependent exocytosis; regulation of dopamine secretion. NCBI's taxonomy places the organism in Eukaryota, Metazoa, Chordata, Mammalia, Dasyuromorphia, Dasyuridae. The transcript is spliced from 6 exons. Gene Ontology annotation, molecular function: syntaxin binding; calcium ion binding; calcium-dependent phospholipid binding. Bases 496 to 1776 code for a protein of 426 amino acids. The record is from RefSeq and is a predicted model, not a curated record.
CCUGGAGGCAGAGGAGAGCUCUGCGGGAGGUCGGGGUUUGGGGGGAGGCGGCAAGGCCGUUCCCCAUCUCUGACGUCUUCCUGUCUCCACCGCACAGUGGCUGCUCCCCUCCCCAACCCCUAACCCACCCCCAGCCCCAGCCCCGCCCCUCCCUCCUCUUCCAUCCCUUCCCUUCUGGUCUCUGUCUGCCCGAUUCAAUGAGAGCUGCAGGUUCCGGAGGAGGCCGGGGGGCCGCUGAGCUCCGGCAGCGGGCAGCGGAGGGCGGCGCCAGGGGGCACAAACUGGACCCCGGGGAGCGAGCCCGCACGGCCUAACGUCCCCCUGCCCCUCCCGGGCCGCCCGGCCCCGGGGAGCGCGGGCAGAGGAGCCUCGGGGCGCUCGGGUCCGGGACAGGUCCCGAGCCCUGAGGGGAGCCGAAGGAGCCUCCCCCGCUGGCAGCCCUGCCCCGCGCGGACGGGGAGCCCGGAGUCCUGCCCUGCUGCGCCCGGCGGGACCAUGGUGCUGUCGGUGCCCAUCAUCGCGCUGGGCGCCACGCUGGGCACGGCCACCAGCAUCCUUGCCCUGUGCGGCUUCACCUGCCUGUGCCGCCGCCUGAACCCCAAGCCCGGACUCCAGGAUCAGGACCGAGGCCAGGAUGCCGAGAAGGCGACGGCCGGCGUGCUUCGGCCCGCCCAGCAGCAGCAGUUCAAUAUUAAAAAAUCCACGGAACCCGUUCAGCCCAGAACUCUCCUGAAGUUCCCGGACAUCUAUGGACCUAAGCCAUCAGUGACCGCCCCGGAAGUCAUCAACUAUGCUGAUUAUACCCUGAGGACCACUGAGGAAGACCCAGUCCCCGCCAGCACCUCAGCCCUGAAUGACAGUCGCCUCAAAAGGCAGGUCACAGAGGAGCUCUUCAUCCUUCCUCAGAAUGGUGUGGUGGAGGACGUCUGUGUGAUCGAGGCGUGGAACCCAGAGAAGGCUGCCAGCUGGAACCAGGCCCCCAAACUCCACUACUCCCUGGGCUACGAUCCCCAGAAGGCCCAGCUGUCUGUGACGCUGCUGGAAGCUGUGACAGCGGACCAUGAUGUGGGCUGUGAUUGCUACAUCCAAGGAAGCUUGGCAAGUGGGUCGGCCACUGUUGAGGCACAGACAGCCCUGAAGAAGAGGUUGCCACAUACCACCUGGGAGGAGACUCUGGUUUUCCCCCUUCCUGAGGAGCAGCGGCCAGCGGCCACCUUGACCUUGACUUUGAGAACCUGCGACAGGUUCUCCCGGCACAGCGUGGUGGGUGAGCUCCAGCUGCACCUGGAUGGGCUACCCCUGGGGACAGCCCAGUGGGGGGAGCUGAAGACCUCAGCCAAGGCCCUGGCCACUGGCUCCGGCGAAGUCCUUCUCUCCAUCAGCUACCUCCCGGCGGCCAACCGACUCCUCGUGGUCCUGAUCAAGGCGAAGAAUCUGCAUUCUAACCAAUCCAAAGAUGUCCUGGGGAAGGAUGUCUCCGUCAAGGUGACCUUGAAGCAUCAGGCCCUGAAACUCAAGAAGAAGCAGACCAAGCGGGCCAAACAUAAGCUGAAUCCAGUGUGGAAUGAGAUGAUUAUGUUCGAGGUGCCCGACGACCUCCUGCGGGCUUCCAGCGUGGAGCUGGAAAUGCUGGGCCAGGACGAGGCCGGUCAGAGCCACGUGCUCGGCCGCUGCAGCCUGGGCCUGCACUCCUCUGGCACCCAGCGCAGCCACUGGGAAGAGAUGCUCAAGAACCCCCGCCGGCAGAUCGCCAUGUGGCACCAGCUCCAGAUGUAGCCUCCGCCGGGAUGGCAAGCCCUGUCUUCCUUGUCUCGCCCACCCUCCUCCAUCUGUCUCCCUCCUUCUCCCCAUUUCACCCUCAGUCAGUCGUGGGUUCAGAUGACUCUGGAAGGUGUUUGGGAAGGUUGUGUUUGGGAAGGUCGAUCCCUGUGCCGUCAGUCAGGUCGUCUCUCAGUGAGCAUUAAUUAAACAGUUACUGUAUACUGAGAAAAAAAGCCUUUGAUCUCUGACCACAGAGCCCAAAUGGGACCUCUGUGGUUGUGCUACUGAGUACAGCCAGUAAUUCCCUUCCUACUUACCAAAAAGAUGGGUGAGUUACAGCCUGUGUGCAUGAGACAGCCCACACACAGAUGGGCAGACAGGCCCUGGAAAAAGGCAAAGGAAAGCUUGAUCUGACAAACAUUUCAUUAUUUUUGAAAUGCCUAUUCUUGAACACCGUGUUCUUUUUUAUUGAGUAAAUAAAAGUUUCCCUAUUUUUUUAAGAAUUAAAAGAACCCCAGAAUGUCAAUGGGGAAGCACUUUCAAGGUCAUGCAGUCCCACCCCAAUAACCCAGGAAUAAACUCUUCAGUAUCCCUGAAACAUAGUCAAAUUAAUCAAGAAACAACUAUUAAACACAGGUCCAUCCUCUGCUUGAAUCCAUCCGGUGAUGGAGAACUGGAGGGGUAGAAAGAGGGCUGAGUUUGCAGUCACAGAAUCGGGGUUCCAAUCUUGACUAUUUCUUAGUUCCUGUGUUACCUGGAGCAAGAGAGGCUGUUAAAGGAGGUUUAAUUAUAUGAUCUCUAACAUCCCUUCCAGCUCCAAAUCUAUGAUCCUAAUGAGGCAAUGAGCUGUUUUUUAAAAUAAAUUUUAUUGAUUCUUUUUUGUUUUUAAACCACGAUUCUAGAUAUACCUCUCUCCCUCUUCCAGCUUUAAAUCCAAAGCCCUCUGAACAAAUAAUAAUCUGGAUUCUUGUUCUGGCUCUAUCACUUGCUUUCCUUGUAUUUAUAGUUACAUUGUGCCUCUGGGUCUCAGUUUCCUUAUCUGUCAAAUGGAGGCACUCAAGCUACUACCUAUCUUGCAGGGUGAGAAAACUCCUUUUGUAAGGAAUAAAGUACUGCAGAAGUAUCAGCCACCAUUAUUAACUUAAUUACAUAGUCCUUGAAUCAAGCUUUUCUCUGCAUUUUGGCAGUGCAUGCAAGGGUCCACCCAUUAGCAAACGGGCAAUUUCCCAGGGCUUAGUGACAUG